Messenger RNA from Nicotiana tabacum (common tobacco), 1514 nucleotides. RefSeq lists its product as uncharacterized. The record is from RefSeq and is a predicted model, not a curated record. NCBI's taxonomy places the organism in Eukaryota, Viridiplantae, Streptophyta, Magnoliopsida, Solanales, Solanaceae.
CAAAAAGCACCUCUUUUGUCUCCCUCCCUCGUCUUCCUCACCAAUGAAACCCUAAUUUUCUCUCCUAUCGAAAAACAUUGAAAACACCUUUUUCCUCUCCUUCUCCGAAAAAGCACAGAAUCAUCACAAAUAUACAUGAAGUUACUCUUCAGACUUCACCUUUCGAUGUUUCAUCUUCUCUUACAAUCUCAAAAAUGACAAAACAAAACUUCACCACUAUCCCCGUGGCCCCUCUCCCCGUUCCCACCGCAUGCGGCAACUGCGGCGUCGAGGAACGGUGUUUUCUCCACCACGUCCGUCACCGAGGGAUAUUCCGGCGACUUUGCACUAACUGUGUUCUCAGACUUAACACUCAAUCAUUUUGCCCUACUUGCUUGCUCGUUUACGACCCUUCCCCUCCCCCUUCCUCUUCCUCAAACGGCCUCGUUUCAUGCCACAAAUGCUAUUCACUCUCUCACAACUCCUGCGUGGGCCUCAACCCUCCUCACCCUUACGUUUGUUCCCUUUGUGUUAACCCUAAUUCCCCUGUUUUUUUCCUCAAAAAGGGAAAAGAUGUUGGUGUGGAUAAUGAGGAUGCUAUGGUUAUUGAUAAGCAGGCAGCUAGGGUUUUGUUAACGGCCGCGAGGAUCGCCGCCGGGACUAUGAAUAAAGCUGCUGUGGCUGCUAAGGUGGAGGCGGAGAGGAGGGCGAAGGACGCUGCGUUUACUAGGAAACGAGCUAGAGAGGCUUUAGAUCAUGUUGCUUACCUUGAUGCUAGGGAUAAAAUGAAGAAGAAGGAUGUUUUAUUGCGGUUGCCUUCGAAUGUGAACAACAGAGGCAGUAGUAAUAAUAAUCGAUGCCUUAGUAUGGUUGUAGCUGCUGUGCCAUUGGAGGAGGUGCAUAAUGUCCUGAAUGCAAAUGCAGCAGAUAGGUUGGAUGGUUCUUCUGAGGUUUUGGUAGCUUUGAAUGCUGUGGACUUGAAAGGGCAGAAUCCAGUCCCAGGGUUGCCUAAUGGGUCUGCAAUGGAUGUGGAGAUGAACAGGGGUGCAAUGGUGAUCCCUACUACAUCUGCUAUUAAUCAUAGCGGUGCUUCUGGAGCUGAGGAGGACAAGUCUGGGGAACUGGAGUGUUCGAAUGGCCAAAGGGAGAUGGUAAACAAGACCGAACAGGAUCAAGAUCAGCAUAUGGUAAAUCCCAAUGCUGGGAAAUCGAAUGGUAGUAUCUCGCAUCAAUAAUUUGUAGCAUGAAUAAUGGUAAGAUCAAGGUGGGGUUAGAAAGAUGUUGAUUUGUGUAAUCAGGUUAUGAUUUUGCGAUUACUUGUGGCGUAAUUGCCCUUUUUCGCAGGUCACAUUGCUCGCAAGAAAUCUAAUGUCUGGGCAUUCUAUCUGUCUGAAUGUGAAGACUGGGACAUGGUGGGUGUGGGUAGUUUUUGUUAGACUAUGGAUAAUAUUCGUACAGUAUUUUCUUUGUAGAGAGACGUUCUUUGUACUUUUAUCUAAUGAAAGGCCAGUUCCAUGCGUUAGUGCUUCCCUGAA